Messenger RNA from Giardia duodenalis, 1629 nucleotides. Its product is annotated as DNA pol epsilon, sub B. Gene Ontology annotation, molecular function: DNA binding. Gene Ontology annotation, cellular component: epsilon DNA polymerase complex. The coding region runs from base 1 to 1629 and encodes 542 amino acids. Gene Ontology annotation, biological process: error-prone translesion synthesis; DNA-templated DNA replication. The record is from RefSeq and is a predicted model, not a curated record. Lineage: Eukaryota; Fornicata; Diplomonadida; Hexamitidae. The transcript has a single exon.
AUGGAUCCUAAUGUAGCCAUGCGCUUUGUUCAGGAUAAGUUGACGCUCUACCGCAAGCGCAUGGAUGUGAGCGCAAUCAAAGAUUUGAUAUCCAGAAUCAGAGUUUUGAAAACACCGGAGGACGCCGAGGAUCUCGUGAUGAGGGUCAUUCUUUGCUCAACCGGAGCUAUGAUUACGAGCGAUAUCUAUGCGAAUAUUGUAACCGCACUAGAGUCCCAAGGAUCGGACAUUUUCAAAGCAAGCGCGAUUCUGUCUCUGGGUAAUACGACUCCAUUUUAUUCUGUACAUGAGGACCACCUAAUCCUGACCUCAGGCGUGCAGAAACAUACACGCGAGACUAUCUCCAAUACUAUCAAGCUUCGCAUAGCCUUUCUGCAGAGACAUCUUUUGCAGUAUGUUAAUACUACCUUUCCCAUUGGCUCUAAGGAUGCGCUGUUUGCUUCGUGUUUAAAUUCUUGUAAGCACCUCUCAUCACUAGCUUUGCUGGAAGGAAAUAACAGCUCUUGUGUCCUGGUUGCGGGAGUGCUCCAUGACACUCACGACGCUUUGCAACUAGAAGAUGAAACUGCCCUUGUUACUUUGUUAUUAGACAAAAUAAAAUACAACAAUAUUCAAAAUUUUGACACAUUUUUUUUAGAAAAUCAGACUCAAGUUUCCUUGCCUCUUCUAAACCAGGCAGUUGUGGCAGUGGUUGGAUCGGUGGAAGGCGGGAAGCUACGGGCUAACGCAAUAUUUACUCCACUGAUCGAAACGCCGGAGAGCUUCAAUGCCUUGAUGGGCACAGAUAAGACGCCUGCAUAUAAAAGCAUCUUCAGUACAGUUCAUACAAACACACCCGAAUUCGGUUUAGUAUUUUCCCAGGUAUUCUUCUCCGACAGUCGAUGUGUUAAUGACCUCCUGCUCAUGCUAAAAGAAUACGACAGGAACACAGAGAGCAAACACAUACCUUCGCACAUAAUUAUUUUCGGAGUUUUUUGCGAGGGAAGACAAUCUUCUCCGUCUAAUGCGCUUCUGAACAUAAAAAAGUUUCUUGAUGCGUUAAUUACCGAGCAGCUGACCAAGAUGACUGAACAUACACUUUUUGUGUUUGCUCCCCACAAAGCUGACCCGUCAUUGACAGGUGAUGUAUAUCCUCGACAACUCUUUUCCAAAAAAACUGUCGAUACAUUAAGGACAGACUAUCAGACACUAAAGCUGUCCUUUCCCACAACGCCAUUCCACCUCGCGUACGGGCACCAAACAUUAGUACUUUCGAGCAUGCCCCAUGAGGAAGUAUUUCUCAAUCUCACAAAAGAUAGUACAGUGAUGACGGAGAUUGAGGAGUACUAUGCGACGCACGAGGAGCUCGCAAACUUCAUCGUCGCCCAGAAAAACUUAUUUCCAUUUCCCCACAGCACGGCCCCUUGGCUCUGGGGCGCAGACCCUUUGCUAAAUCUUCUUCCACUUCCAAAUAGCAUUAUACUAGCUGAUGGUGCGUUUGCACGGUGUUCUGUAGCUUCGGGAGUAACUGUUGCGAGUCCUGGAAGUUUUUAUACUGAUAGAACGUAUGUUGUCUUCCACGCGGCCAAAACCAACUCACCCAUUGACAUUCUUCAAUUGAGCAAGCAGAUGGACAGCGCAGAGUUGUAA